This is a messenger RNA of Cuculus canorus (common cuckoo), 2268 nucleotides long. It is a transcript of the gene B3GNT2, whose product is annotated as UDP-GlcNAc:betaGal beta-1,3-N-acetylglucosaminyltransferase 2. Lineage: Eukaryota; Metazoa; Chordata; Aves; Cuculiformes; Cuculidae. Bases 430 to 1623 code for a protein of 397 amino acids. Gene Ontology annotation, molecular function: hexosyltransferase activity. The record is from RefSeq and is a predicted model, not a curated record. Gene Ontology annotation, cellular component: membrane. The transcript has 3 exons.
CCCCGCGCGCGCUCGCGCGGGAGGGCGCACGCGGCGAGCGGGAAGGCGGUGGAGCGGCGCUGCCACCGGGCAACAAGUGAGGCGCCUCGCGUUCGCGGCCGGUGUCCUCUUCUCGGCCCUGGGGAGGGCACGGAGGUGGGACGAGACCUUACUCGGCGCCGCCCCGGCAUCACCCGCCCGCCCGCAGGUGCGGAGCCGCCGCGUGGAGCCGCGGGAGGGACCCGCACAAAGCAUGGUGGCCGCGGACGCGGCGGCAGGAAGGACCCGGCUGGGACCCGCGCAGCACGGAGAGAGAUCUGGAUACCAGCAAUGCAGCUGGCUGGUUUUGUCAGCCUCUCUCCCAAAGGAACAGCCAAGUGAAAUGGACAGAAACGAAUUAUAUGCUUUAAAAUUCAGCUCUGCCUAUUAUGUAGUUGGAAGAUAUGAGAAAUGAGUGUUGGACGCAGAAGAUUAAAGCUGCUGGGAAUUCUGAUGAUGGUAAACAUUUUUAUCUAUGUGAUUGUGGAAGUUUCAAAAAGCGGCAGCCAAGAGAAGAAUGCGAAAGGCCGUGUUAUUAUACCACAGGGCAAAUUCUGGAGAAAAUAUACUCCUCACAAAGCUUAUUGGAACAAACAGCAACAAAAACUUGAACUGCUGUACAACCCUAUUCUGGCCUUGCUCUCCAAUAUGACUGUGGAAGAGAACUUAGCUUUGAACUCUAGUGUUCUCAGUUCCUGUGAUCCUGACCCAUGGGUAUCUUCAGAAGUUAGUGACUUUGCAAGCUUGCCAGACAGAUUCAAAGACUUUCUACUUUAUUUGAGAUGUAGAAAUUAUUCUUUGCUAAUGGAUCAGCCAAACAAGUGCAAACAAAAGCCUUUUCUACUGCUGGCUAUUAAGUCACUUACACCCCAUUUUGACAGGAGGCAAGCAAUUAGGGAAUCCUGGGGCAAAGAAAUUAAAUCGGGGAAUGUGACAGUCAGAAGAGUCUUCUUACUUGGGCAGACCCCACCAGAGGAUAAUUUUCCUGAUCUUUCAGACAUGAUAAAAUUUGAGAGUGAAACCCACCAUGACAUUCUUCUCUGGAACUACAGAGAUACUUUUUUCAAUUUAACUCUGAAAGAGGUGCUUUUUCUCAAGUGGGUCAGCAGCAGUUGCGCAGAUGUCCAGUUUAUUUUUAAGGGUGAUGAUGAUGUUUUUGUGAAUACCCAUCAGAUCCUGGAUUACUUGAAGAGCUUAUCAAAGGACAAAGCCAAAGACUUAUUUAUAGGCGAUGUUAUCAAAGAUGCUGGACCUCAUAGAGAAAAAAAAUUGAAGUACUACAUCCCAGAAAGUGUUUAUGAAGGUUCAUAUCCUCCAUAUGCAGGAGGUGGUGGGUUUCUGUACUCUGGUGAUCUGGCAUUAAGACUGAAUAAUGCAUCUGAGCAGGUACUUCUUUACCCUAUUGAUGAUGUUUAUACUGGAAUGUGCCUUCAGAAGCUUGGUCUUGCUCCGGAAAAACACAAAGGAUUCAAAACAUUUGAUAUUGAAGAGAAAUACAGAAAUAACAUAUGUUCCUACACAAACUUAAUGUUAGUUCAUAGUAGAAAACCUCAAGAAAUUAUUAAGAUUUGGACACGCUUGCAAGAUCCACACUUGAAUUGUUGAAGUAAUGUGCAUUAGUUUCUGAAGUCCAAAUAACUUUCCAAGUUUGGGUCUGACUGACUUGGUGGACCAUUGAAGCUCUGUUUAACGGUUAAAUUUUCUCUGGGAACCUUUUCCUGUACUUUUGAAAAUGAGAAUAAUACCUAAGUUUGAGAGGAUGGUUUGAAUACUUGGUCCUUACUUUUCCACUGUCCUGGUGGUCAUUAUGUUUCAACCUUUGUCUUAAAUUAAUUUUAGAAAGGACUUCAAGGAUGUAAUUGGCUGUCAGUGACUGAUUAGCUGAAUUGGAAACACAAAUUUCCUACUACAAUGCAUCUUUGAUUAAUUGUGAUGGUGGAAGAUAAUUUCCUUGAAUACUAUUUGUGUGUGGAAACCACUGUAAAUUGAAAAUUCACAAAUUGAAGGAAUGUAGUUUUACUUCAAGUAGGAAACACUGUUGCAAGACGUACAGUUGAAUUUCUUUUUCAUUUAUAGAUUUCAGUCUUUUUCUACCCCAGAACAGUAUUUUCUUCUUUCCUUAUGAUCUUGUGCAAAGCGUGCCUGUCUGAAGGAUUUACAGCUUUAUUAAAUGAUACUUUUUUUUUCAAAAAUGGCAUAAUACUGUUUGAAACACCCCAUAAAAGAGCCAAAUACGUAAGGAAAAGCAAG